This is a messenger RNA of Pogoniulus pusillus (Red-fronted tinkerbird), 1308 nucleotides long. Its product is annotated as arylacetamide deacetylase-like 4. NCBI's taxonomy places the organism in Eukaryota, Metazoa, Chordata, Aves, Piciformes, Lybiidae. The transcript is spliced from 4 exons. Bases 1 to 1152 code for a protein of 383 amino acids. The record is from RefSeq and is a predicted model, not a curated record. Gene Ontology annotation, cellular component: membrane. Gene Ontology annotation, molecular function: carboxylic ester hydrolase activity; lipase activity.
AUGGAUCACAGUUCCUUCAAGGCAGAGGUUCCUCCUGACGUUGACCAGCCUCCAAAGCUCCGCCUAUACCAUUACAUGUUUGUUCUGACGGAAAUCCUGGCAAAGAACUUGGAAAGUCUGGGCAUCUUUGAGGAGCACAAACUUAUCAGGCUGAUUGUUGAUGGCCUCCCAGCAUGCAGGGAUUCAAAGCUCUUCAUAAAGGAUCUGCAUUUUGAUGAGGUGCCAGUGAGGAUUUACCUCCCAAGAGAACCAUCUGCAAGCAAACGGAGAGGAGUCAUCUUCUUCCAUGGAGGAUGUGGGAUCUUUGGAAGCAUCAGAAGCUAUGACAGGAUCUGCAGGUCCAUAGCCAGCAAAUCUGAUUCAGUGGUUGUGUCUGUUGGGUAUAGGUUAUCUCCCGAGCACAAGCACCCAACCCAGACCCUGGACUGUCUCACUGCCACCCUGCACUUCCUGAAGGCUGCAGAAAACUAUGGGGUGGAUCUCCAUCGGGUGAUCAUCUGUGGAGACAGUGUAGGGGGCACUUUUGCUACCAGCAUUUGCCAAGAACUGGUAAGCAGAAGAGACACCCCAAAGAUACGUGCCCAGGUACUGAUCUAUCCCUUUCUCCAAGCACUGAACUUUAAUCUGCCAUCUUACCAGCAGAAUGCUUUCAUUCCCUUCUUGUCCCGAGAACGCACAGUCCAUUUCAUCCUGAAAUACCUGCAGAAGGAUUGCUCUCUGAAGGAAGCCAUCCUGGCAGGUUCUCACGUUCCUGAGAGUGCCACUUUGAAAUACAGGAAAUGGAUCAACCCAGAUCUUAUCCCGGAGACAUUUAAACUGGGCUACAAACCACCGCUACCCACUUCAUUUCUACCUCAUGUCUAUGAAGAAACAAAAGAACUGUUCAAGACAAGAAUUUCCCCACUGUUAGCAGAAGAUGCUGUUGUUUGCUGCCUUCCUGACACUUGUAUCAUCACCUGUGAGCACGACGUGCUCAGAGACGAUGGACUGUUGUACAAGAAACGCUUAGAGGACAACAAGGUAAAGGUGAGCUGGCACCACGUGAAAGAAGGCUUCCACUGCACACUGGGUUUUUUUGGUUACGGUAUUUUCUCUUUCCCAUCGUCACGCAAAGUGGUGAACCACAUUGUAGCCUUUCUGAAGAGCUACUAACGCGCGCGCGAACACAGGGAGCCGGCAUGCAGAGAGUGUACUCCAACUGACUGCUCACUGGCACCGAGGCAAGGAAUACCACGUCAAGAUUGGCACAGCCUGCUGCAUUCUCAUUACUUGGGAACACGAUGGGGUUUGGUUUGGGGUUGUUUGGUU